Peronospora matthiolae is the source of this 636-nucleotide messenger RNA. Lineage: Eukaryota; Oomycota; Peronosporomycetes; Peronosporales; Peronosporaceae. The record is from the annotation of a GenBank genome assembly.
AUGCUCGAACGACGUCUAAAACGUCCUGAAGAAGUGACGAACGCAGUUCCCACGUAUCUAGCUCGGGUGGAAAUCCGAGCUAAAGUAGCAUAUGCUUGCGCGCGCUCGGAACCGCGCGCGCAUUUAGUCGCGACGAUGUCGCAUAGCGACGAGGAUCCUCGUGACCCAGUAAACGCUCCACAAUACAGUGCUGUGGUCCUACCACAUCCACAAGCGACGGUGGGCCCUGUAGAUGAUAGCGUUGGCUUCAUGGUUGCCCAGGAUGAUGUGGAUGCGGCGGUGAACAAGGCUGUCGAUGCUCAGCUGGAAGCUGAAGCUGCCCUUGAUCGAGCUGCACGGGCUGAGAGGACUGCGAGCGAGAUUCGACAGUCGACCCGCGAAAUGCUCGAAGGGAUGAGGAACCUGGAAUGCCAGGUUCUUGGGCCCGCGCAGAAUGGAACGCUGCCGCGUUCGAUGUCCUCAGCUCUUCAAGCAAGACAGGAGGGAAGGUCAACGUUUGAGCCUUUUCCUCCGGGGUCGGAACCAACCCGUGAAGCGUGGCCGGAGGGUACUCUUUCAGUCUCCCGACGUAGAACGUCGGUUGUAGGCGCAACGAAGAAGGGAUAUCCAGCGUAUAGGCGUCGCCGAUCUCCUUGA